AUGCGCAUGCGCCUCCACUGUAAACAAACAUGGCGCUGCACAGAGGAGCCAGCUCUGCGAAGCUACUUUGUAACCUUCGUAAUUUCACCAAAAUUCCAUCGUUUCUUGGGUCCAGACUUGUUUCUGACACAUCUAAAGCCGUAGAGGCCAGUGCUUCAGAAGUCACCGGUGACCAUGUCCUCUACACGCCGGAGCAUUUUGCAAUGAAAGAGUCGCUCAGAAAAAUCAUCGACCUGGAGAUCAACCCCCAUGUGGAUCAGUGGGAAGCGGAGGGCAUGUUUCCAGCCCACAAGGUCUUCAAGAUUUUAGGAAAUGCUGGCUUUCUGGGAGUGAGCAAACCAGUUGAGUACGGAGGCCUGGGCCUGGACUUCAGCUACAGCGUGGCCGUGGCAGAGGAGCUGGGCCACAUCCGCUGUGGAGGCGUCCCCAUGGCAAUCGGUGUUCAGAGUGACAUGGCUACACCUGCACUUGCCAGGUUUGGCUCAGCCGAGCUGAAGCAAGAGUUCCUCCUUCCAUCCAUCCUGGGAGACAAAGUGGCCUGUCUUGGCGUCAGUGAAGUCGGAGCUGGUUCUGAUGUUUCAAGUAUUAAGACCAAGGCAGUGAGGAAAGGGGACGAAUAUGUCAUCAAUGGUGGAAAAAUGUGGACCACCAACGGUGCCCAGGCGGACUGGAUGUGUCUCCUCGCCAACACCAGCGACGGUCCACCGCACAGGAACAAAUCCCUUAUCUGUUUGCCGAUGAACCUGCCAGGAGUCCACGUUGCUCGUAAGAUUGAUAAAAUGGGAAUGCGGUCAUCAGAUACAGCUGAAGUGUUUUUGGAUGACGUCCGCGUUCCCUGUAAAAACGUCAUUGGUGAAGAAGGCAUGGGCUUCACAUACCAGAUGCUCCAGUUCCAGGAAGAGAGGCUGUGGGGAGCAGCUAACGUCCUGACAUCAAUGGACAAUAUCAUCCAGGAGACCAUCGACUACACAAAGCAGAGGAAGAUCUUCAAGCGGCCCGUCCUUCACCACCAGUCCGUUCACUUCAGGUUAGCGGAGCUGCAGACGGAGGUGGAGCUACUACGCUCACUGCUCCAUCGUGCGACAGCCCUGUACAUUAAAGGAAAUGAUGUCACCAAGCUGGCGUCCAUGGCCAAAUUGAAGGCAGGGCGUUUGACCAGAGAAGUGAGUGACAGCUGUCUCCAGUACUGGGGAGGGAUGGGCUUCACCAGUGAUGUGAUGGUCAGCAGAUAUUACAGGGAUUCAAGGUUAUUGUCCAUUGGUGGAGGGGCUGAUGAGGUCAUGUUGUCAAUCAUCUGCAAAUACAUGGACACACUGCCCAAGAUAUGAUGUCAUUCACAGCCGACCGUUGGCCUCACAGUAGUAAUGAGUUAAUCAUGAACGAUGGUCGUUUUAAUAAAUUUAAUAAGUGCCGUUUUUAGAACUAAUUUCAUCUUAAAACACAUUUAAAAGAAAUCCUGCCUUUAACAUAACUGUGGUGAGAGACAACUCUCUGAUUACCCACAGUUCAAAGUUAUGACUGCUUGUGGUGUUUUUGGUAAGUAAUCAUCUUUUGAAACAUUCAGCUUGUUUUGAUGAUAAAGUUAAAAACACUCACACUUGUUUUAAGCAUUAGAUUUCUUUAUUUACAAUUUCAAAAACAUUUGUACAUUUAAACAAAAUGGAAUGACUCACUGUAGAUUAACUUGUUUAAAAUACAAAAAAUAUAUAUUCAUUCUUGUAAACUAUUAAAAUGUAAUUCCAUCAAGCACAGACACAUUGCUGUCCAGCGUUUAUUGUGUCUAUUUUUUGCAGUUAUUUGCAUGACAAAGGCUUUUUGUUACACGUUCAUUUAUUUGUUUCCAUAAUAAAAUCAAUCAAUGACAAA
Molecule: messenger RNA, 1866 nt
Organism: Cynoglossus semilaevis (tongue sole)
Lineage: Eukaryota; Metazoa; Chordata; Actinopteri; Pleuronectiformes; Cynoglossidae
Product: probable acyl-CoA dehydrogenase 6
Exons: 9
Coding region: 30-1328 (432 amino acids)
Biological process (GO): fatty acid beta-oxidation using acyl-CoA dehydrogenase
Cellular component (GO): cytoplasm
Molecular function (GO): acyl-CoA dehydrogenase activity; flavin adenine dinucleotide binding
Source: RefSeq, a predicted model, not a curated record